Molecule: messenger RNA, 2865 nt
Organism: Nicotiana attenuata
Lineage: Eukaryota; Viridiplantae; Streptophyta; Magnoliopsida; Solanales; Solanaceae
Product: protein DGS1, mitochondrial-like
Exons: 14
Coding region: 78-1892 (604 amino acids)
Cellular component (GO): mitochondrial outer membrane
Source: RefSeq, a predicted model, not a curated record
ACCUACAUAAUAUUCAUUCUCAUAUUCAAAUUCAUAGUUUCUCCGAUCACUUGCGUCGUAUCAAUUCAAGUUUUUGAAUGGAUUCUCCGCCGGAGAACGACGCCGCCAAGAGCCUGAAGCCUGUUGCGUCAUUCUACUCCGAUUACCUCUGGAACCGAAUGCGCAGCCUCCUUCCCGCCGCUUUCAGCUCGAAUUUCCUCAGCAGAAUUUCAAACCUUUACCGCGGCGGCAGCAACACUCGCUCCAGAAAACGACGCCCUAGAAAUACUUGCCUCCCCCUUCCUUUGCCUUCUCCCUCUACUUCGCCUGAAUCCUCUGUGGUUGUAUCUGAGGCAUCUAGAAUUUUUGAUGUCUUGGAGGACAUCAUGGAGCAUAUCUUUCUAAAUUUGCACUACAUCCAAAAGAACCUAGAAUUUUGGCAAUCUAAAGCAGAGGGAUCAAAUGCUCAAAAAGCUUACUUCAUGGUAUGUGAGCGAGGACCAUCUGCAUUUAUUAAUGGCAUAGUACAACUGAUUCAUGAUUAUGUUGGAGAUGGUUCGGUGGUGCAGCACUCAUAUUGUAUGGCAUCGUCAUACAUAUCUGAAAGGAUAAAUGUCCUGAUUAGCUUAAGAUACCAUUUAGCUACAUUUUUGGCGCAGGUCUACAUGGAGGUUGACAAAGCUGGAAAUGAAUUAGUUAAGGACCCUGAGAAAUCAUUAUCCUCGUUACUGGUUGCUAUAAAUGAACUAUUUCUGAAAUUGGAGGCAUCAAUUGGUCACUUCCAUGCAAUGCGUCAGCUACUUCUGCAGAAAUCUUCUGUUGACGAGAGCUAUUCUUUUCCCUUGAUCUUGGAGAAACUUCCGGUGGUAAAUCAAGAGGGGUCUCGUUGGACUGAUUGCGAGAUUAAAGAUGCUAUCAAUUUGAUUUAUCAAAACCUAGAUAAGUUAGACUCCUAUCUAUCUGCAAUAGUUUUCAUUCACAGAAAGCCCAGGAGAGUCGCUCGUUACUGGAUGCGCUAUACCUUUGGGAUUGUUGGCAUCUCUGUGUGUUCAUUGUGGCUUCUGCGGCACAGCAGUUUUGCAGGUAGCUCUGACAUUGACAACUGGAUUCAUGAGGCAAAGAAGUCAACAGUUAGCUUUUGGAAUGACCAUGUAGAGCAACCGCUUCUCUCUAUCAGAAACGAUCUUUUCGAUACGUUCAGGAAGAGGCAAAAGGGUGCAAUGGAACCUGAAGAGGUGCAGUUAACUGCUGACUCUUUACACAGAAUGUUGCGAGCUUUUACUGAGCAGUCAAAGGGGGAGAAGCCUCUGCAAAAUGCAACAGAUCAGAAAAUGCUUGAAAUAGUAAUGGCAAGGUAUGAAAAGGAACUGAUGCAUCCAAUUCAAAAUCUCUUCUCAGGGGAGCUUGCUCGUGCUCUUCUUAUCCAGGUCCAGAAGCUGAAGCUUGAUAUUGAGGAGGCUAUGCUGGAGCUAGAUCAAAUUCUUAGGGCAAAUGAAAUCAACUUUGCUAUUUUAGCUGCUUUGCCUGCUUUCUUCCUCUCCCUUAUUGUGAUCAUGGUGAUGCGUGCUUGGAUUAAACAGGAUACGAGAGCAGAAGGCAGAGGAAGGGUUGCACGAAUUCAACGACGACUGUUAAUCGUUGAAGUAGAAAGAAAGAUUAUGCAAUUGGAAAGAUGCAAAUAUCAAGGACGAGAAAAAGAUGCACAAUGCAUGUAUGGAUUGGCGUUAUAUAGCCUUGAUCGCUUAUACUGUGCUGUGGAAGGCCAUGCAAGGGAAACCGGUGAAUGGAUAAGUUUGAGGCAGGAUAUUAUUGACUUGGCAAAGCCAGAUACUCAAACUGCACAUAAACUCAAGAUCACCUCACGCAUGGAGCGGGUAUAUGACUGCUUGCUUCCUCUUCCAAAAAGUCGGUAGUUCAGAUAAUCUUCAAAUUUGCUGUUUACUGGAACAUACUUAAGAACAGCUUUUACUUGGUACAAAUGUUAACGGGGAACCCCCGCCCCCAUUUUUUUUCUUUUCUCUGGGUGAUAUUUUGUCCAACGCUCGGUGUUUGCUGCUUUAGUUGCAAGGUCCACCAAUUUUGAAAUUGUACAGCUGAAUAUAGAAAUCCAGCUACCACUCCUUACUGAGGACAUUUUUGUUUUUCCUGACUUUUCAUUUGAUAUUACUUGCAAGUGUACAGAAUUAUUCAGUGGCGGACACUGAAAUGGAAUUAAAGACCAGUUGCCCAGAAAAAAUAAUUUCGCAUGGUGGCCGACUGUUUUUAAUGACGUGCCUGCUUUAAUUUUUCCUCUUCAGCUAGUUCAUUGGCCUAAAGAGCAUUAGCUACUACUACAACUGGGCAUGAGAUUUUUGCGGCAUUAAAGACUUUUCUGCUACUAGAUGCUUCUUUUUUAACCAGUUAAACUGCAUCUGGUUUUGGUGUGGAUUUGAUUAAUUCGGAAGAUCAUCAUUCGCUUCGGACAAAAUUUCGUGCUCCGCUCCAGCCUUUGCAUCUUUCUGCUGCUUCAGCUUGGCAUUAGUCCUUUGAUUUACAGUUUUGUAGUCUUUGAGAACUUUGCUUUUCCUAAGCCGGGGUUCUAUAAGAAACAACCUCUCUAUCUCCACAAGUUAAUGGUUAGGUUUACGUACACAUUAUCCUCUCCAGACUCCACUAAACUGGUUUUUUUUGGCAGUCUUUGAGAACUUUUUAGUCAACGACUUAGUAUGAUCUAGUGGAUCUGGUUUUAUGAUCCUGUUAAAAUCCAAGUCCAACUUCCUUUUUGGGGGAUCAAGAAGAGAAUUGAGCUUUCUUUUCACUUCGUGAGAGCGCUUUCCGGUCAGCUCGGAGAAUAAACAAUAACUAACUCUGGUGGCUCUGCUCGCUAUAAGAAUCUCACCAAAUUCA